Orussus abietinus is the source of this 3970-nucleotide messenger RNA. Its product is annotated as Niemann-Pick C1 protein. Lineage: Eukaryota; Metazoa; Arthropoda; Insecta; Hymenoptera; Orussidae. The transcript has 10 exons. The coding region runs from base 218 to 3091 and encodes 957 amino acids. The record is from RefSeq and is a predicted model, not a curated record. Gene Ontology annotation, cellular component: membrane.
UUGCACAUGGCGACCAGCUGUCAGUUGAGGUUGCUGAGAGAUCAACUUAUGUCAACCCGUCCAGUGAUCUUUUCAAUAAAAAUCUCUAAUUAUAAUGACCUAUCCAGCAGUGAGAAUUGUUGAUUUGAAUGUGGGGUUCAGUUCAAUGAUAAAAUGAAUAAAGGUCCAUUGGUAUCCUUGACCAAUAUGAUGAUCAUCAAAGUAGAGUAGACGAAGAAUGGAAAUUCAAGAAAACGCACACAGAAGACGCUCACCAUGGAUGGGUCUGAAAAAUAUACCAAAUCGAAUUGCAGAUGCGGCGGAGAGAUUCUACUAUUUCCUUGGCUUCCACAUUGCCAGCGAGCCAAAAAAAUGGCUGAUAAGCAGCUCGCUUAUAGUUUUACUCUGUCUUGGAGGACUCUUCCGAUUCAGAAUAGAGAAGAACCCUUUGAAACUUUGGGUUCCUCCGGAUUCAGAUUUUGUUCGUGACACUAAUUGGAUAAUGGAAAAUUUUGAGGAAGGACAACGAGUACAAACAGCCAUCUUUACAGGAGACGACGUUUUGCAACCACAGGCUUUAGUUGAACUGAACGAGAUUACAAAACGUGUAUUAGCAACACAAUCGUCAGACGAACCAAGAAUCUCUUGGACUGACAUAUGUUUCAAGGUACCUGUGAUAACAGAAAUUACAAGACGUGAAAGACGCAAUGCUAAUUCUCUUAGUGAUGAUUUUUUUGACGAAGAGCCAGCGGCUCGAAUGAAUGAAACAAAAUUUGAACCUGCAGUUCAUGCUCCGAGUGAUCUCUACUGCGAAAUGGUCAACAGUUUUCCAUCAGCUUGUCUAGUCUUAAGUAUUCUCGAUAUUUGGGAAUACAAUUCCACCUUCAUCGCACAGCAAACAAAGAAUGAUAUCAUAUGGAAAUUUAACUCUCAAAGUAUUAGCCCCACGUUGGGACAUCCAAUAAACUUUGCAGAGCUCCUAGGAGGUAUAACUAGAGAUUCAUCGGGGAGAAUAAUAUCAGCAAAAGCAGUUAAAACAAUGUGGAUGGUUCACGUUAAUUUCACUACCGUGAAUAUGGAUAAAAUUGGGAAUGAUAUUGGAACAGCCGACUGGGCAACGGAGAACGUUUUAGCGUGGGAAUCAGCUUUCCUCCGCGAACUAGAAAUAAAUGCAGAAAUCAUUAAGUUGAGGAAUAGUUCCGGUCGAAACUGGGCAUUAUGGUAUGAAGCUGGACGUAGCUUUGGUGAUGUCAGUUCGGCUGCCAUGUUUCAGGACAUGGACAAGAUAAUAGCUGGUACCGCUAUGAUGUCAAUUUACGUACAAGUGAUUUUAUCUGACUUUAACUGGGUGGAAUGGCGAUUUUGGCUGACCACUGCUGGUCUCCUGUGCAUCGGAGGUGCAUUUAUCAUCGCUGUAGGUGUAUGUUCUCUCAUCGGAGUGCCUUAUGGACCAGUUCACACAUCACUGCCGUUUAUGCUAAUGAGCUUAGGAAUCGAUGACAUGUUCGUUGUGAUGGCUUCCUGGAAACAGGUUCUGUCCAAUAAGUGUAACAUUAACAAGCCAUUACCUGAAAGGGUUGGCCUGAUGUUGAGCCACGCUGGCACUGCAAUUUCAAUCACGUCCUUGACAGACGUCGUCGCCUUCAUCAUCGGUGCAUCUACGAUCUUACCAUCCUUGGAAUCAUUUUGCAUUUACGCAGCGAUGGGUGUUUUCGUCACCUUUCUACUGCAGCUCACCUUCUUCGUUGGUUUUUUCACCCUAGAUGCAAAACGCAUCGAAGCCAAACAAAACGGCAUAUUGCCUUGUAUAGUGCAUCGUAAUUUCGAGCCAACAGCGAUCAACGAAAACCGACAAUUCUCAUGGAAGAUAAUGAAUUGCAUUUACUCAAAGGUAGUUUUAACACUGCCAGGAAAAAUCAUAAUUCUGUUAAUGACAGCUGGCAUUGCAUCCUUCGGAGUCAUGGGCUCGUUGAAUCUGGAACAAUGGUUCGAUCCUGAUUGGUUUCUUCCAAACGAUACCUAUCUGAGUAACUACAUUCACCAGCGUAAUCUACACUAUCCUAAGUUGGGGCAAGUCGGAUUCGUAGUUAUGGGAGACAUAGAUUACGUGUUCGAACUCCCACGAAUAGUUACUCUUACGGAGACCCUGGCAAAUCUGUCCUUUGUACAAACAGUGGAGCCAUGGCCUCUAGAUUUUGUUAAAUUUGUCAAGACUUAUUACAAUAAAGACGCGAAGUCGAAAAAUCUCUCCGAAGAGGACUUCGGCAAUUAUUUGUCAAGAUUUCUCUUCAGUCGAGAUGGCGGCAAGUAUCAAAGAAAUUUCCUGUUCGACAGGAAGUUGACUUGCGGUAAAGGAGCGCCAAAAAUCCUAAUUGCUAGUAUAGACUUCAAGUUCUACAUGUUCAGCGGUCCCCACGAAUGGAUUCCAGCAAUGGACGAAGUGAAACAAGUAGUGGCCAACGUCGGAAUUGAAGGAUUCGUUACGGUUUGGGCCAAGGCCUUUGCUACUUGGGUGACGGACAAAGUAAUCUCUCGCGAGGUGUCACGCAAUCUCGUUUUGGCACUGAUAUGUGUAAUGGGAACAACAGCUAUUCUCAUUGCCGAACCGCAAACGUGUUUCUGGAUACUCCUCUGUGUCUUGUUAACGCUUCUCGACGUUUGCGGUUUCAUGUACUACUGGGGACUGACCAUUGACAUUGCAUCCUGCAUCGGUCUAGAGCUGGCCAUUGGAUUAAGCGUGGACUACGCGGCUCACGUAGCCCAUGCUUUCCUAAAUACCUCGUCACAUGACGGAAAACGAGACCGUCAGACAAGGACAUUGGUGGCAGUAAGACACAUCGGAGCGGCAGUCAUUUUUGGAGCUGGUUCCACGUUGCUGGCGCUAUCAUUGCUGUCUUUUUCGCAAGCCUACGUAUUUCGUGCCUUCUUCAAAAUAUUCGUCCUAGUUGUAGUAUUCGGUUUAUGGCAUGGACUAUUUCUCUUGCCAGUAGUGUUAAGUACCUUGGGUCCUCGGAGCCUUCACAAGGAAGACCGAGGCCAAAAACGCGAGGGCUCACCUGAGGAUUUAGACCCUGAGGUGAGGUCCCCUUUACGUACCGUUCCAGAAAGCUAAUUAACCGACCAUUCCCGGAUUAAUUAUCAAUAAUAUUUAUUUUUGGUUCAAUAAACAUACAAAAUUAUUACACUAUCCGUAAUAUCGAUCACACAUUUAUACAAAAAUAAAAGGUCGGAUAACUUAAAACGCAGUACUUAUAUUUAUAUGAGAUAAAAAACAAGUACAAAAUAACGUGGCUAGAUCGGCCGCGAACCGACAUUGAUACUAUCAUUCAAUCGUUAAGAUCGGAAAGGAACAUGACAUCCGUGAACGUAACGUUAUCGUGUCGGAUGCGCACUCGAGCAAGAAUCGUCGAGUUUUCAACAAUUUCUAUCGUUUAAUCGUACUCAUCGCUGCUUGGUCCUGUUCUCUGCGCAAUUUUCUUUCAAUUCGUUCGAGAUCAGCUGACGAUCAUAUGGUGGACUUCUGAAGGAUGAUAAAAAUUAGAUUACGUUUUCUGCUAUUCAAAAUAGAUUUUGAAAGGCCCAAAAGGUAAAUAUAUAUUCGGCUUGGAACCAGCCUGAUUUAAGAAUGCUUAGGUAAGACACCGUAAUUGUAUUUCAAUUUAUCCAUGAUAUGCAAAGUAUCGAAUACGCUGCCAAUUCUCAACCACUUCAGUCGGGUUUACUUUAGAGUUAGGGUAUUCGAUCGUUUUAGUCAUCCACGAGCAAAUAAUAUUCAUUUUUUUCACAAGAUAAACGUGUCCGUCCAAUAAUGUACAUGGCAAACGAAAAGAUCUGUCUGGGAAUUCCAGAUGUCUAUAUAUUCGCAUUUCUCUACCGUGUUGUUUCUACCUUGCUCUCUUUUUCCAAGUGAGGAAAAAAUCUCAUUUUCCUCAGAAAAUAUUCGAAGAUGUAAGCCGAGCACCUCGGUAACGAAUGUAUGCCAAAAAUGAUC